CCCUUCGCUACCGCGCUCCGCCCCGUUAAAGGGGCGAUGGCCGCCCGGCGCGGCGGGAAGCAAAGGAUUCCCUCUCCCGUCCUGCUGCUGCCUCCCCUCCCCGCCGCCCUCCGCCUCCAUCCCCGCGCCGCGGCCCAGCCGGACAGCGCGGCCGCAGGAGCCACCAGCAAAGAUGCUGAGUUUUUUCCGCCGCACGCUGGGCCGGCGGUCCAUGCGGAAACAUGCGGAGAAGGAGCGGCUGAGAGAGGCCCAAAGGGCCGCCACCCACAUCCCUGCGGCUGGUGAUGCAAAAUCCAUCAUCACCUGCCGAGUAGCGCUGCUGGACGGGACGGAUGUCAGCGUGGACCUGCCGAAAAAAGCCAAAGGCCAGCUGCUGUUUGAGCAGAUCAUGUAUCAUCUGGACCUUAUAGAAAGCGACUACUUUGGAUUAAGGUUCAUGGAUUCUGCACAAGUGGCGCAUUGGCUGGACAACACAAAAAGCAUUAAAAAGCAAGUUAAAAUUGGCCCACCGUAUUGUCUGCAUUUUCGUGUAAAGUUUUACUCAUCAGAGCCCAAUAAUCUACGUGAAGAGCUAACAAGGUAUUUAUUUGUUCUGCAGCUGAAACUGGAUAUUCUUAGUGGAAAAUUGGAAUGUCCUUUUGACACAGCCGUCCAGUUGGCAGCUUAUAACAUGCAAGCUGAACUUGGAGACUAUGAUCCUGCUGAACAUGUCCCUGAACUGGUGUCUGAGUUCAGGUUUGUUCCCACUCAGACUGAAGAGAUGGAACUGGCUGUUUUUGACAAGUGGAAGGAAUGCAGGGGGCAAACACCAGCACAGGCUGAAACUAACUACCUAAACAAAGCUAAGUGGCUGGAAAUGUAUGGUGUAGACAUGCACAUAGUCAAGGCAAGAGACGGCAAUGAUUACAGCCUGGGACUGACACCUACGGGAGUUCUUGUCUUCGAAGGAGACACGAAGAUUGGCUUGUUUUUCUGGCCAAAGAUAACAAGGCUUGACUUCAAGAAAAACAAACUCACUCUGGUUGUUGUUGAAGAUGAUGAACAGGGAAAGGAGCAGGAGCACACUUUUGUCUUUAGACUGGAUCAUCCCAAAGCCUGCAAACACUUGUGGAAAUGUGCAGUGGAACAUCAUGCCUUCUUCCGGCUCCGAGGUCCUGUCCAGAAGAGCUCAAGUCGAUCAGGCUUCAUUCGAUUGGGAUCUCGGUUCCGAUACAGUGGGAAAACAGAAUAUCAAACCACUAAGACCAACAAAGCCAGGAGAUCAGCAUCGUUUGAAAGACGGCCCAGCAAGAGAUAUUCAAGACGAACACUGCAAAUGAAAGCACACACUGCUAAACUGGAAGAAACAAGUACUGCAAACAAUGCUGUUAUCAGCCAAACUAAUGGAUCACAAAGCUGGAAUGUAAAACCAAACCUACCUGUCCUAACAGCGGUUCCUUCUGCCCCAGUCUUAGUGGAAAUAGAAAAUCUCCCCAGGAGCCCAGGAGCCAGCCAGCAAGACAAGAAGUGCAUCCCUCUUGUUGAUUUGCUAGACAGCACGGAGCUGCCAGAAUCCUGUGUUGAUGAUGCCAUUGGCCAUCCGGUUGUUGGCUUGGCUACAGGAGAUUCAGAAGAGGCUGUUAGUUGCCCUCAUCCUGGCACGAAGGAAGCUGCUGCUGAGAAAGCAGACUCUGAUUCAUUUGAAGACACAUUCCUAAAACUGAAACAGCUGGAGACAGAGCGCAGCAGCCCCUUGCCAACUGAGCGUCCCAACGUAAACAUAAACAUCCAGGAUGAAGUGGUGAAGUUGACAGAUAAAUGUCUUAACAAUGCAAUUGAGAGCCCAAUAAUAGCAGCGAAGUGGCUUCCAGAUCUCAAAAGCAAUAUCCUGAAGGCCCAGGCAGAAGCAGGUCACAAGGUUAUAAAAGAUGACAGCAUGACAGGUGUCAAGAAUUCUAAUAUUCAGGAUGCUGCUGCCAGGAACAUUCUCCUGUCAGGCAAAUCACAGCAUAGCCCCCCAGCAACCAGUCCAGGAUUUCAAGACCCAAGAGAGCUGCUGAAAGCAAUCCCUGCUUCAAACACCUUUGUUCCUAAUGCAUUGAAUGAGGACAAUGCUGCCUCUAACCACGAGGACCUGCUAAAUCCAGCUAAUCUGGCUCCGGCUGAGGAGGCUGCUGUUUCAAAGAGCACUCCAGAUGACCAGGACGUUUCCUUAACAUCACUGACAGAGAAUCUAAUUGACUUUACAGAAGCCACACCUCGGGUGUCUUCCCAGCCCAUCAUAACACCGAGGUGGUUAGUGCCAACAGGACUGAUUUCCAAUGGGCCUUUGGGAAAUGAUUUUGCCUUAUCCAUGAAGGCAGCGAAAGGCAGCACAGAGACUCUGUUGUCAGCUGGAUUUACACCAUCCCAGCAGAAUUCCGAAGUCCUUGCAAGCCCAGUUACUGAAGAUGCUACAGUAAGAACAAAAUGUUUACUCACCACUGAACUCUAGAAGAAGGAUUUUCUGAACUUCUCACCAUGUAAAAACUCAAAUCUUCUAAUGUAUCUCCAAGGGAUCCUUCCAAAAGACUUGCUUGGGACUCAAACUCAUGUUGAAUCGGAGUCAAACAGCCAUCUGGUUUGCUAGGAUCCAGGAAGAGACUCCUACAUUUAUUGCAAUCUAACUGGAAUUUCAGUCUAAACCAGGAUGUAAAACCACAUACAUGUUUGAUCUUCUCCCUUGGGAGGAGCGAAAUGCCACACUGGAGCUGGAUCUGAAGUGAGGAACAGAAAACAGCUGUGUUCUGCUCAUGCUGGGUUUAUUGUUACUUACCCUGUGCUGGCUCUCAGUACGGUUCCUGGAAGGCUCUCACUGCCAUGUGGGGUGUGGUGUGAGCUGGGUGACCGCUGCAGAGUGAUUGAUGUCGCAGAGAUUAGGAGAACUCAUAGGGCCACCUCGUGGCCGUGCUGUGUACAGGGGCUUACAGUGGUGACUGUUUCAUAUGGCCAAGGACAUUUUCUUCUGUGUAAUUAUUCCCUCUGUUUGUCCUUUGUUUUACCCACACUUACUCUCCUUUUUGGCCUUAAACACCUUAAUAAUCCUUGCACCCCUUGUUACAGUAUCUGGAAAGCAUGAAAAUCUAGUCCAUCAGUGAUAGCUGUGUUGACUGGAUUUGAGCUGCUGCUCAUUCCAAUCAGGAAAAGGAAAACUGACCUGCCAAACAGCUUAUAGCAUUAGCACACAACAGCAGAGGACCCAUGUUUGACACUUGAUUAUUUUAUUUCCUACAUGACUGAAAUACAUCUGUUUUAGGCUAGAGGUAUGUAUGAUUUAAAUGCUGAAGCAGGCAAGGUAUAAGUACAGCUUACUUCAGGAACUGCUUACUGUUUAGUUUUGUUGUCUUGUAGGACUAGAAAGGAAAACAAUUUCUUUGUUUUUCUUCAUACUAUUUCUGGGUGUUUUUUCCAGAUGCUGUGCUUCAGGAAUACUUGCCAAGUAUUUUUGCAGCACGAGGGUACAACUAGAUCGGUUCUUAAUGCCAUCUUGAAUCCUGUUUCAAGUGUCAUCUAAUAGUUUUAUGUGGAACAAAGAAUGGAAAGAAUAGGGAAAACAGGAAAAAAAGAUGAAAAAUUCCUGUAAGCGGUUCAGGUCUCACUAGAAGGAAGGUAAGAGCACAGACUCCACAGAGCUGGCAAAGGCCUUUUGGUGCUCUGGUGAAGUCCAGGGUACAGUUGCAAGAGAUCAUUUGAGCCCUGCGCAGCAAUAUCCUCACAUGGACAUGUGAAGGUGAGCACAUGGACCCUGGGGAUACAGCCUGUGAAAAAGGUCAAUGCAGAGUCAGAGGGAGGAGAAAUAAAGGUGGUGAUGAAUUCCACAU
Messenger RNA from Empidonax traillii (willow flycatcher), 3839 nucleotides. It is a transcript of the gene EPB41L5, whose product is annotated as erythrocyte membrane protein band 4.1 like 5. Gene Ontology annotation, cellular component: cytoskeleton. Gene Ontology annotation, molecular function: cytoskeletal protein binding. The transcript is spliced from 26 exons. Lineage: Eukaryota; Metazoa; Chordata; Aves; Passeriformes; Tyrannidae. The record is from RefSeq and is a predicted model, not a curated record. The coding region runs from base 173 to 2473 and encodes 766 amino acids.